Molecule: messenger RNA, 3206 nt
Organism: Raphanus sativus (radish)
Lineage: Eukaryota; Viridiplantae; Streptophyta; Magnoliopsida; Brassicales; Brassicaceae
Product: protein ALP1-like
Exons: 9
Coding region: 1761-2930 (389 amino acids)
Source: RefSeq, a predicted model, not a curated record
GUUCGUUUCCUGAACUGGACGCAGCAUCCAGACGCAGACGCGGGCCGCUGUUCGUUUGGUGCAAAAUAAGAGGUUAAGUUGGACGCAGCAUCCGGAUGAUUUUUCAAAACUCAUCCCGAAUUUCCGGGAAUUCUGGAUGCGACUUUUCAACGCUUCCAGCUACAUGAAGCUCAUCCAAAAGUCGUAAAAGUCGUCUCCCUCUCUCGCAGUCUCUCUCUCUCAGCCCUCUCUCUCGCAGCCCUCUCUCUCAGUCGCUCUCUCUCUGGCAGUCUCUCUCUCGAAUCCAUCUCUCUCUCUCACACAGUCUCUCUCUCGCUCUCGCUCUAUUGAGAAAUGGAGAGUGGUCUCUCUCUCUCGAAGUCUCUGUUCUAAAGCAUCUCGGCUCUCUCUCUCUCUCUGUAGCAGUCCUCUCUCUCUGUUCUAUUGUACUUCCAUCUCGAGCUAUCUCAAGCUUCGUCUCAGACCUGCUCAGGCUCUCACUCUCUUUGACUAUCUGUUCAAGCUUCAAUGGCAUCUGUCCCUGGAAAUGAUACUGUAUUGUGGAGUGAUGAACAAACACGGUUUUUGCUUCAACUGAGAAUUGAAGAAGAACUGAAAGGCAAUGUGAAAAAUAAGGUUCUCCAUGAAACUGCGAGAAAGACAAUUGCAGAUAAGUUUUAUGAUGCAUUUGGGGUGAAGCAUCCAUGGAUAAAGUUUAGGAACAAGUUCAACUCUUGCAAGAAGCAAUACGGAGCGAUGAAGAGGUUGACUCACAACAGAACUGGACUUGGAUAUCAUCCAAAUGGCUCAAUAGACAUGAGUGAUGAUUGGUGGGACCAGCGUUGUAAGGAAUGGCCUGGAGCUAGGAAAUACAGAGAGAAACCAGUGGCAAAUACAGAUCUACUGGAACAGAUUUUCAGUGGGGUUCAUGUAAGUGGAGCAGAAGGGUGGAGUGCUCAGCAAGGUGAAAAUGAGUUAGACAAUAUGGAGGUACAGAAUGAUGAUGCCGCAUCUGAAGCAACACAAACCAAUCAUCCAGCAACGCAAACAAAUCCUCCAGCAAGGCAAACCAAUCCUGAACCAGAUGCUCCCUCAUCCUCUAAUGGUCCACGAGUCUCCAUUGGUCCACGACCCUCUACUGUCCCAAAGCCUUCUCGGAAAAGGCGUGCAGAACAAACAGCAGAUGCUAUGAGAAGUAGUCUUCAAUCACGUGAUGAGAUACUCUCUCAAAAGAACCACUUGAUAGAAAGCCAUCCAGAUUUGAGUUGCAGUCAGCUUAAGGCUAUGAGAGUCUUGCAUUCACUGUCUAGUAUCAGAAUGUGGUCUCCAUUGUACAAAGCUGCUUAUAAACAUCUCAGGGAAGCUGCUACAAAUCGACAGACCUUCCUAAGCUAUGAAGAUGACGAGAACAAGAUUAUCUAUUUGGAGGAAGAGACUGGUGAAAGCAGAUAUGCAUGACAGUGUGAAGUUUGAGUCUUGUGUUUGAGUCUUGUGUUUGAGUCUAGAGUUUGAGUCUUAUGUUUCUCUCUAUCUGUUUCAGUCUUAUGUUGCUUUCUAUCUUUAUGCAUGACAAUGUGAAAUUUUCUUGUUUAUUUAUGACAUUUUCUUUCUAUGAAAAAGUAUUUGUUAAGUCUUUUUGUUACCUUCAUGCAUUUUACAUGCAUUUUUAUAAUUUCAGUAUUUGAAUAUGGCAUUGUUUAACAUGUUUACUUGUUAUUUGACAGGAAUGCAACGAAACAACAGCACUAGAUACAUUUGCAUUGCUAACUGAAGAUGAUGAUAUGGAUUUGUUAGAGGAGGAAGAGCUCAUGUAUCAUAUACUAGAAGAUGUUUAUGGAGUUACAGAUCUUCCUCCUCUUCCUCGACAAAUGCUCAGAACAAACAGAGGUGGAGGAUGGCGCCGUGUUCAGCGCCUCAUGUUUGAGAGUGACAAGCAAUGUUUUGAUAUCUUUAGGAUGAAUCAAGGUACUUUUAUGAAUCUGUGUUUUAGGCUUCAACAAAACUACAAACUUGAAGAAUCAUGCAAUGUCUAUCAUGAAGAGAGUGUGGCAAUGUUUGUUGAAAUGGUUGCACAAGAUUUAACAGUUCGAGUUUUGGCUGAGAGAUAUCAACGUUCAGUGGAUACAGUGAAAAGAAAACUAGAUGAAGUUCUCUCUGCUCUAUUAAAGCUUGCUGCAGACAUCGUUAAGCCAUCAAUAGGAGAGUUUACUACUCCAAGUCCUGUUAUAGUAAACAAUAAUAAGUACAUGCCAUUUUUUGAAGACUGUAUUGGUGCUUUGGACGGAACUCACAUACCUGUUCGUCCUCCGUCUGAUAAUCAUGAAGCAUACAGAGGCAGGAAAGGAGAGCCGACAAUAAAUGUUCUUGCUGUAUGCAAUCUGAACAUGCGAUUCAUCUACGCCUAUGUGGGAGUUCCUGGAAGAGCCCAUGACACGAAAGUUCUUACACAUUGCGCAAAAUAUGAACCCUUCUUCCCUCAUCCACCAACUGGUAAGUACUAUCUAGUUGACUCGGGUUACCCAACUAGAAUAGGUUAUCUAGGUCCGCACCGUAAAACUAGGUAUCAUCUUGACCAGUUUUCUAGGGGAGGACCACCAACGAACACUAGAGAAUUGUUUAACAAGAGGCAUGCUAGUUUACGUUCUGUGAUUGAGAGAGCAUUUGGUGUUUGGAAAGCGAAGUGGAGGAUUUUAGAUAGAAAACAUCCGAAGUAUGAUGUUAAAAAGUGGAUGAAGAUUGUGACAGCCACUAUGGCACUUCACAAUUUUAUUCGAGAUUCAUCAUGUGAAGACAGUGAUUUCGCUUAUUGGGAAACGGUAGAUGAGUAUGAACAUCAUGGUGACCAAGAUCUUGAGCAUGCUCCAUACCUUCCAUCUGGUGAUAGAGCAAUGGAGAUUCGACGUGAUGCAAUCACUGAAAGGAUAGCAAGAGGAAGUCGACUUCCAUAUUAAGAGUGAUGACUGAAUCAACAACGAGCAGAUGCUUAGCCGCGUGUUUCAUGGCACACUCGGUUAAAUUCUUGGUAGAUCAGAUCUCUGGGUCAAGGUCCUUGAAACACUUGGGAUCUGUGAAGUAUCUGCCUUCUCUUUUCACAAACGUGUGAUCUUAUAAUCUUCAUAGGUUUGAGACACUUUGUUUUAUCUUUGAUCAUAUGUUCAUAUUUAAAGAUGGCUGAAAGGAUCUUGACAUACAUUUAUUUAAUCAACUCCUUUUUGGAUGAUUCAAAA